This is a messenger RNA of Antrostomus carolinensis (chuck-will's-widow), 1413 nucleotides long. RefSeq names its product phosphoprotein membrane anchor with glycosphingolipid microdomains 1 (gene PAG1). Gene Ontology annotation, biological process: intracellular signal transduction; negative regulation of T cell activation. Gene Ontology annotation, molecular function: SH2 domain binding. Gene Ontology annotation, cellular component: membrane raft; plasma membrane. The transcript has 6 exons. The record is from RefSeq and is a predicted model, not a curated record. Lineage: Eukaryota; Metazoa; Chordata; Aves; Caprimulgiformes; Caprimulgidae. Bases 62 to 1342 code for a protein of 426 amino acids.
GCCAGCCUUCUCCAAAGAAUAACCUCGACAUCCCCAAGUGACGCCAGCUUCUGCUAGUACCAUGGGGCCAGAGGGUGGUUUCUUAGGCAGUGGACAGAUCCACGUCAUCCUGUGGGGAAGUUUGGCAGCCAUGACAACACUCUUGUUCCUCACCUUCCUCAUCUUCCUCUGCUCCAGCUGCAAGAGGGAAAAGAAGGCCAAACAUCAGAAUGGAGAUCAUGAAAAUCUGAUGAAUGUGCCUUCUGACAAGGAGGUGUUCAGCCACUCCAUCACAAGUUCGGCUACAGAGCCCCCUCCGAGCAGCGACCACAACGGGGCACUCAGCAAUGGUGAGGUACUCUCAGAGGACAGUACAACUGCCUGUAUCCAGCCUUAUGAAGAAGUACAGACAUCUGUCUCUGAUCUGCUAGAUCAACAAGAUAGUCUUGGAAAGUCUAUAAAAUGUCACCAGAGCCGGGAGCUACCCAGUAUUCCCCCUAACACCACCAUGGAAACCAUCAUUUCAGCUAGAAAUGCCGAAAAUGAUCAAGGUCUUGGAAUGGAAGGGCCUUACGAAGUCUUGAAAGACAGCUCCUCUCAGGAGAACAUAGUUGAAGACUGCUUGUAUGAAACUGUGAAGGAAAUUAAAGAUGUUGGAGCAGUAGCCAGCAUGGAAGGGAGCUGUAACAGCAAAUCAAAGGCUUCACUGACAGUUUCUGAAGGUCAGAAUCAGAUUCCCGAGUGCAGAAUUGAAUCAGCAGAAUAUGCAUCUGUUGACCGAAAUAAAAAAAGUCGCCAAAGUGCUAAUUCAGAAAGCCCUCUUGACAACACACCAGAUGUAGAGGAUGAGCCUCCCCCUCCGGUACCCAUGAAACUUCUUGAUGAAAAUGAGAACGUGCAAGAAAAAGGAGUGGAAGAAGAAGUGACAGAAGGAGCAAGUAAACCAGAGAAGAGGCUUAGUUCGACAUCUUACAAGUCUCGAGAGGAAGAUCCAUCUCUUACAGAAGAUGAGAUCUCAGCCAUGUACUCGUCAGUGAGUAAACCGGGACAGGCCAUCAAGGCACUGGAUUCUCCUUACACCUGUAUUCAAGAAAUUGCAUCUCAGAGGUCCCCGUCUAUUUGCAGUGGCCUCUAUGCAAGUGUGAAGGACUUUGAAAACACCCUAAAUACUACCACUGUGCCUCCAUCAGCAGACAGACCAAACGGGGAGCUGGAGCCUGACUAUGAAGCUAUCCAGUCAGUGUGCCAAGAAGAAGACAGGACCUUGUCUGUGCCUAACACAAACCACACUGCUUUUGCAGGAGAGAAUGACUACGAGUGCAUAGGGGACUUGCAGCACCACAGGGAUUUCACCAGACUGUAAUUACUCCAGCAGGCAGAUUUCUCCACUGGUAUUUUCAAAUGGACAUGUGAAACACGGAGAGGGAAGUGCUU